AUGAAGCUGAACUUGUCAUUGUGGCUCGUGGCUCUGCUCGGUGUCCUCCCCCCUCCCUCUGCUCACUGUGGACCCACUGUCGCUCCUGCCGGUCCCCGCCUCCCCCGACCGCUGCUCCUCCGCCUGGGGGAGGAGUUCUCCCUGCAGCUGGGUGGAGGUGGACUCUCCUCCCCUGUUGCUGCUCCAGACCUCCUCAUCUCCUCCUCCUCGGGGGUGAACCAGGCUCUGCUGCAGCUCACACAGCGCCUCCUGCAGCUGGAGCAGCAGCAGCAGGAGGAGGAGGAGGAGGUGGUGGAGGAGGAGAAGGGGAAGAGGUCCGAGGAGCCUCCCAUCUCUCUGGACCUGACCUUCCACCUCCUCAGGGAGGUGCUGCAGAUGGCCCGGGCAGAGCAGAUGGCCCAGCAGGCCGACAGCAACCGCAGGAUGAUGGACAGCUUCGGAAAAUAA
Seriola dumerili (greater amberjack) is the source of this 447-nucleotide messenger RNA. Its product is annotated as corticoliberin-1-like. The transcript has a single exon. Gene Ontology annotation, cellular component: extracellular region. NCBI's taxonomy places the organism in Eukaryota, Metazoa, Chordata, Actinopteri, Carangiformes, Carangidae. Gene Ontology annotation, molecular function: hormone activity. Bases 1 to 447 code for a protein of 148 amino acids. The record is from RefSeq and is a predicted model, not a curated record.